Molecule: messenger RNA, 1812 nt
Organism: Hemisphaericaspora subhashii
Lineage: Eukaryota; Fungi; Ascomycota; Pichiomycetes; Serinales; Debaryomycetaceae
Exons: 1
Coding region: 1-1812 (603 amino acids)
Source: RefSeq, a predicted model, not a curated record
AUGAAAUUUCAAUCAGAGCUUAGAGAAUUCACAUUUCCUGAGUUACUACUACCUCCAACCCCUGCAACAUUCACUCAAACGACAUCUUCUUCAACAACUUCAACUUCAAAACAUGAUUUUUUAGAACAAGGUAUUUCAGAUUUUAAAGAAACUCCUGAAGAUGAUAUAAUAACUAAUCCAAUUCAAGACUUAUAUAAUUUCUUUGAGGUUGACAGCAACGACUUAUCAUUGACCAAGAAUGAUGAUGCCCAGCCUUUAGGGGAAUCUACACCUACAGUAGAUGAAAAUAUGACUGUCUUAUUUGAAGAAGAUACAAGGGCAAAUAAUCAACCUAAAGAAGAAACAAUCUCCCCUAAUUCAAAUAUUAAUUGGUAUAUGGAAUCCAUUAUAAAUUCACAUAAUGUCGCCAAUCUAGAUCCUAUUGAUAGUGCUGAUAAGCAAAAGAUCAAUAAAGUUGAAGAUGAGGAAGAGGAAUCGCUUUUGAAUCUUUUUGAAAUAACGUGUAAGGAAUUAGAUGAUUGGAAAGAAAAUGCAAAUAUUGACAUACAGAAUGAUGAUAUGGAAGAAGACAAAUCCACUUUCAAACAGGAAAGUCAAACACUAGUUGUUAGUAAUAAUAAUAAUUCAAUAGCUCCUAGGAUUGUGACUGAUCCUUGGAAUGGAUUAAUUCAAACUUUUGGUUUUGGUUCGGAUUUAUUAACAGUUGAUCAAUAUUUCACUAAGAAGAAGCUACUGGAAGAUAAAGGAUCCUACUCAUCAGAUCACUCCUCGACUUCUUCGGAUGCUCAACUGAAUCUAUCAUUAUCAUAUCAAAUCCCAUCAUCACUUUCCCAAUCCAACACACCAAUAGAAACCGCCUCUAACAUCCCUUCCCGACCCCCAUCUACCAACAAGAAACGGAAACUCGACCCAUCCAUAUCCAAACAAGGCAUAUGCUCCAAAUCAACCCCAUCCUCAAAACUCGACUUCUCCGACAUCGACACCCACGUCCAAUCUAUCCCCGACUACGAAUAUUCCCUGCAACUCUCCAACAACUCCACCCGAGUCCCCAAUCCCCAACAAUGCACCUUCCUCCUCUCCAAACUAAUCUCGCCCCUCCCAACCACCACCCUCAUCGUCUGUCAGAUCGAACGCACCCUCUACACCCGUCCCAACCUAAUCCAAUCCCUACUCCAACUGCACCAAUUUCCCCAAUUCCAAAACUUCGAAAUCAGCCCCAAUCCCAAUUUUAAAACCAGUUCAUAUGAGGCGGAAUAUGUAUUGACGAAGAUGUCGCGUGGCAAGCCAGAUAAUACUACUCGGGCAGGAUUGUGUCCCUAUUGUCCGCAUAUUGAGUUUUUUGGGUUGAAGAAUAGUUCAUAUGGGAACCAUUUGGCUUAUAAACAUGGGAUCUUGACCAAUGGGACGGCAGUGCCCAAUCCGAAAUUUUAUGGUCGGUGGAGGUUUAAGAAGGGGGAAUAUGAGGAUGGUGGGGGGAGUGGAAGUGGAUGGGGUGGUGGUGGAGGGAGUUUGAGCAAUAGUGGAGGGAAUGGUGUUGGAAGAAGGAAAAAACAGAGAAAGACUUGUGCUCAUGUUUUGGAAAGAGAAGGAGUGUUGUGUGUUUGUUGUUGGCAGAUUUUGGAAGUGGGAUGUACGAGUAGAAGUACUUUGUUGGGACAUUAUUUGAGACAUUAUCGGGAUUCACAUGUUGGGAAUAGAAGAGACACCAAUGGUGGUGGGGAUAUUGGGAUAAAAGAGGACGAGGGAGGGGAUGAAUGUGAUUGGGAUAGAUUGGAUCCGGUUGUUAAAGGCUUUAUUGAUCGGUGGAAUUAG